Messenger RNA from Botrytis byssoidea, 2781 nucleotides. RefSeq lists its product as uncharacterized. Bases 1 to 2781 code for a protein of 926 amino acids. The record is from RefSeq and is a predicted model, not a curated record. The transcript has 4 exons. NCBI's taxonomy places the organism in Eukaryota, Fungi, Ascomycota, Leotiomycetes, Helotiales, Sclerotiniaceae.
AUGGCUCGCAUUGCCGUCGAGAUUGAAGGCGACAAUCCUCCAAGUCCCAGCUUUCUUCCUAACCCCCCACGCUUCAACGUCGAAUUACCACACACAUCGUGCUUCACCGAAGACAAAAAUGGUAGCCUCACGAGACAGUUUUUCACAACCCCAGAUGAACUCUCAAAUCACUUGAAGUGCGCCUUACCGCAUCAAAAGGAGAGGAGACUGUAUGUUUUGGAAGGCUUACCAAUUGAAUAUGUACAAGUUUUAGGGUCACACUUCAACAUAGAUGUGGAUAUUUUUGAUUCGCAUGCGAUGAGAAAGAGUGGGCAAUUGAAUAAGCUGAAAUUUUCAAGGAGACCAGAGGAUGAGAAGAAAGUUCGGACUUUUGCUCUAGACCAUGUUGAGAUUACGGCAAACAUUACCCCGCUGCCCGAAGCCAACGAAGGAGUUGUGGGUGAUUUCAUGCUACCGUGUCAAACGAUCGGGAUCUCCAAUGAAGGUUGGAAUGGAAUAAGUGUAAAACUAUGUCACGUGACUUUAGUGUGCUUUCCUGAAGAAGAUGGGAGUGAAACUUAUCAAACUUUCUUUCAAUGCAGAAUAUAUACUGAUGGCAGUUAUGUAAAGUACUAUUGCUUCUCGAAAAUCAGCCCUGGGCAAGAUGAGGCGCACAAUUUCAGACUUAUUCUUGCAAAUGCCCUCAAGAGUCUUCCGGAAGGAAUGCAAACAUGGAAACCAUCCCGGAAACAUGACCCUACUUUGACUCUAGCAGACGAUAUUUUCAACUCUAUAGAAUUGCCAGGUAGCAUCCUGGUUUGGGAUGACCUUACAGAGAUACUUGCUGAUAUCGUACUCAGACAAUGGAAAUUUGCCUUGAGCGAGGUAAUUGAACAUGCGUGUGCAUCUAGAUCAAUUCCCUAUCACGAGAUACAUCAAGUGUGUGAUCUAAUAGAGUCUAAUAUUUGGACUUUGGAUCGUGCUGAGGAUUCCCGGAGCCCUCGUUAUGUCGUUAGGGUGGAAGGAUUUAAAAGACUUUUGGAGAAAGCAAAGCGUUAUGCAGAAUUAUUUACCGAAACUGAGAGUGGGAGCGAAAAUGGGGAUGACGAUGAUACCACUUCCACGGCUUCUUCCAAGUCGGGAGUGCAUAUCCGUGGAGGAGAAGCCUUGGAUCUAGAAACCCGCCAAAGCAUCAACAGAGUGACCUAUCUUGGCGGGGUAUUGCUCCCGUUCUCCAUAAUUGCGGCAAUAUUUUCGAUGGGUGGGAAUUUUCAGCCGGGUGGAGAUCAGUUCUUCAUAUUUUGGGUCAUUGCUAUUCCAGUAUGUAUGCUUACCACAGUUUUAAUUUAUGCGGAUAGUAUUCGGCGAAUGACCUUGGAGCAAUUUGCUCAACAGUACGGGUCUGCUGCAGUGACGGCAGAAGCUGAUGAUAUGGUUGUGUCAUCAAUUUCUGGCAGUGAGAUCAUUUCAUACAAAGCAGGGAUCAAAGAACCUCUCAGGUCGCGUAUCACUGAUAUUUGGAAUCCACGCAGAGCUGCUUCUUCCUCCAGUGUUGGCUAUACAGAUAGCGACAGCGAUAGCGAUAGCGAUAGCGAUGAUGGUUCAUCCUCUACAGGCAGUGCUCGUCUGCCUCCAGGUCUAUCCAUAGAUGGCGAUGAUGGUUCAUCCUCUACAGGCAGUGCUCGUCUGCCUCCAGGUCUAUCCAUAGAUGGCGAUUUAUUAGUUCGCAGGAAAGAGAAAAAGGUGCCAAGAUUACGCAAACCUCUGGAUCGAAAAUCAGAUCCAGAGAACGUCCUAUCAUAUCCUAAACAUUCAAACCACCAUGUAUCUUCACCUUCUGCACCUCCUCCACCUCCCCCAACUUCUCCCCCUUCUAGAUCUCAUUCUAUUUCAUCUUCACCGAAGAUUACACCGGUGAAACCCAUGCCUGUUGGAAAUAAUCCUCCGGGGUCUCUUGCUUCCGAUCACUCUCCAAUCGCCGGACCAGCCCCGCCAAAAACACCCCCAACUAGUGUUCCGCUGCCCGAUCCCGAUCAAAUUUUUCCUGAACCAAUAGUCCCUGAGCUAAGCUGGGGAUCUCCUUCAAAGAAAGUCAAAAAAGUCAAAAAGGGCAAAAAGGGCAAAAAGGGCAAACGCAAUACAACAGGUAUAAUUGAUGACUUCGAUGUCCCAGCCCAUUCGCAUCCAGCCAAUUCUCCAGCACAUCCAUCUACACCAGACUCUGCAGGGAUACCACUACCUCCAUUGGAGUCAGAUUCAGAUGUCUGGCGAGAGCAAGACAGUUUUGAGGGGAGACGCCCUGAACGAUCUCCAUCCCCAGGUCAUGCAGACUCGGACUAUGCCACAGAUCGUGAACGUCGUUCUUUGGAAAGACGCAUGAGAGAAAAUGACGACUGGGAGCUGACUAGAAGGAGAAGCAGAAAACAUCCAGGCAGUGGAGAUGUUUACGAGCGCAAUGUUAAGCGAGAGUACAUUUUACAUCGCCGGCGCCGAUCCGAGCAUUCUGUAACGUCUGAGGAGAGAAAACAUGUAAUUGAAAGAACGAAUGAAAACCUUGUUGAAGAGCAGAAAGGGAAACUUGCAACAGAUAACAUCGUAAAGAAUGAUGAUGAUGUUCCGGAAGACAGAGGAAGACAACGAAGACGGUCUACAAUACGAUGGGCCCGUCAUGGAAAUUAUUAUGAUUAUCCAAGGCGGACGACCCCCAGCACUGAUCCUACUCACAUACCGUUGCCCCCAUCACCAGAAGAAUUGUCAGAGGAGGAAAGUAUUAGAACGAAACUAGAGAGAGAGAGAAACUAG